Fonsecaea nubica is the source of this 612-nucleotide messenger RNA. RefSeq lists its product as hypothetical. The transcript has 2 exons. Gene Ontology annotation, molecular function: ubiquitin binding. Lineage: Eukaryota; Fungi; Ascomycota; Eurotiomycetes; Chaetothyriales; Herpotrichiellaceae. Bases 1 to 612 code for a protein of 203 amino acids. The record is from RefSeq and is a predicted model, not a curated record.
AUGUCAUCGGCCGUCGACGAGGAAGCGACCAUCUCAAUCCCGAGUCUUGCCUUUGUCGCUGUGCUCGGAUAUUUCAUCUAUCGCUACUUCUUCUCAUCGCGUCCAGGCGCCGCGGAGGGCGGCUCUCAGACAUCCUCCACCGCUUCCAGAGGCGCCACUCCUGGGAUCCGUUUUACGCCUGCACAGGUUGAUCAGAUAGCCCAAGUGUUCCCGCAACUAAACCGCAGGGAUAUAAUGUGGGAUUUACAUCGUAACAGAGGCAGCGUACAGGCUACAACAGAGAGGGUGUUGACUGGGAGAGGUCUAGAUCCGGCUCCGCCUUCAUUCCAACCGCCCCCAUCGUUCAUGGCCACUACCGCUGAAUCGACUACCACGCCUACUGUAUUAACGCCGUUCAAGAAACCUCCACCACCAGAUUUGAUCACGCGGUACAAUUUACAGGCCAAAGUAAACUCAAAGGGGAAGGAAAGAGAGGAAGAGUCACCGCCACCAGGAUGGACCAGCAAUAAAGAGGAACGGCAGAGGAUGCUUCAGAGACGGCGAGAAGAAAUGAUUCUCGCCGCUCGAAGGAAGAUGCAAGAGAAAGAUGCAGAAGACCCAAGUCCUUCUUAG